Pantherophis guttatus is the source of this 4734-nucleotide messenger RNA. The record is from RefSeq and is a predicted model, not a curated record. Lineage: Eukaryota; Metazoa; Chordata; Lepidosauria; Squamata; Colubridae.
GCAGCAGGAGCCUUGCAGGAGGAAGGUGUGGCCCUGCAGGUCAGCCUGGUAUAUAAACUGCAACAUCCCUGCCGGCCCAGGAAGGGCUGUUGGGCUGGCAGGCUUGGGGGAACCUCCAGAGACCCACUGGGACCGCUGGCCAUGGGGGAGAAGCAUGGCGGGAGCCACCGGGCCCUGCUCAGUGAGGGAGAGGAAGCUGAAAUGGAGAUCUUGGGCUACAAGACCCGGGGCUUCCGGAGGGCCCUGUGCCUGGCUGGCUACGUCCUGUCCUGCGGGGGCCUCCUGCUUCUCUUCCACUGGAAACCCGAGUGGGAUGUCUGGGCCAACUGCCAGCCCUGCAGCUUGGAAGAGGCUGAUGUGGUGCUGCUCAGGACCACGGAUGAAUUUCAGAUUUGCACCCGGAAAAAGGUGACCUGGAUCCCUCUGCCUGCCCACAUGAAGCCCAGCUCUCUUGCCAUGGAUGACCAGGAGUCGCUCCUGAACAGGGUCACCGAGAAACCCGGGUUCAAGGUGCGAUCCCUCCAGGUGCAGAAGAUCCGGUACGCCUGGGACUUCUCUGCUCGGGAGUUUCGGAAAGUUGGAGCCCUGGAGGACCAUUACAGCUCCCUGGAGAUCCAUGCCAAGUUUGGGGCAGGGCUGACGAGCCCCCAGCAGGAGCUCAGGAGGGAAAUCUGUGGCCCCAACACCAUCGACAUCGAAGUCACGCCGAUCUGGAAGCUGUUGGUCAAGGAGGUGCUGCACCCAUUUUACAUCUUCCAAGCCUUCAGUGUCUGCCUGUGGUUUGCAGAGAAUUACAUUGAGUAUGCUGUGGCCAUAAUCAUCAUGUCCCUCCUUUCCAUUUCACUCACUGUGUAUGAUCUCAGAAAGCAAUCUGUGAAGUUGCACCAGCUGGCGGAAUCCCAUAACAGUGUCCUGGUCAAGGUGUUCAGGAAACAGACAGGCACCCAGGAGGUGGAAUCCCGCCAUCUGGUGCCCGGAGACACCCUGAUCCUGGACGAGGGCAGAAGCCUGCUGCCCUGCGAUGCCCUCCUGCUCAGCGGCCAGUGCAUCGUGAAUGAAGGCAUGCUGACUGGGGAAAGCCUUCCCGUCACCAAGACCAGUCUGCCCCGUGACUGUAAGAGCAGCGAGCCGUGGCAUCUCAGCUCCUCCGAGGACAGCAAGAGGCACCUUCUGUUCUGUGGGACAGACGUUAUCCAGGCCAGGGGAGGUGAUGGAGGACCAGCAAGGGCCGUCGUGCUGCGGACCGGUUUCAACACAGCCAAGGGAGACCUGGUGAGAUCCAUCCUGUAUCCCAAGCCGAUGAACUUCCGCCUCUACAGGGAUGCCAUGCAGUUUCUCCUGUGUCUCGUGGUGGUGGCUGGCAUCGGGAUGAUCUACACAAUCUGUGUCUUUGUAAUCAAUGGGCAAGAGGCAGGAGAGGUGGUGAAGAAAGCCCUGGAUGUCAUCACCAUCGCGGUGCCUCCAGCUCUGCCGGCUGCACUGACCACAGGGAUCAUCUACACCCAGAGGCGGUUGAAGAAAAAGGGGAUUUUCUGCAUCAGCCCCCAGAGGAUCAAUGUAUGUGGCCAGCUGAAUCUCAUCUGCUUCGACAAGACGGGCACCCUCACUGAAGACGGGCUGGACCUGUGGGGCAUCGUCUUGGCCGAAGGAAAGAGCUUCCAGGAGGUCCAUCGCUUCUCUUCUGGCCACCCAAUGCCCUGGGGCCCGGCGUAUGCAGCCAUGGCCUGCUGCCAUUCCUUGAUGGUCCUGGACGGGAAGACUCAGGGGGAUCCGCUGGACCUCAAGAUGUUUGAGGCAACUCACUGGGAACUUGCGGACUCCGUUGGUUGGGACGGAGAACUGGCAAAUGUUCUGGUGGUCAGCCCGGGACCCGAAGCUGCGGAGGUGCCUGUGAAGGGCCUGGCUGUCCUCCGGCAGUUUCCCUUCUCUUCAGCCCUGCAACGGAUGACGGUGGUGGCCCAGGAGGUCCCUGGGGACGGCCAGGUCUUCAUGAAGGGCGCCCCUGAGAUGGUGGCCAGUUUCUGCCAGCCAGAGACAGUGCCUGCCAGCUUUGCCCACGAACUCCAGGGCUGCACUUCCCAGGGCUUCCGAGUCAUUGCGCUGGCACACAAACGGCUGCAGGAAGGACGGCCGGCCACCUCCCUGACCAGGGAGGAGCUGGAGUCCGGCCUGACCUUCCUGGGCCUGCUGGUCAUGGAGAACCGCCUGAAGAGCGAGACCCGGCCGGUCCUGCAGGAGCUCAGCCAGGCCCGCCUCCGGAGCGUGAUGGUCACAGGUGACAACCUUCAGACUGCGAUCACCGUGGCCAGAAAUGCGGGCAUGAUCCCCCAGGGCAGCCGGGUGAUUCUGGUGGAAGCCUGUGCCCAGCCAGGCCAGCCCUCGGCCUCCGUCAGCUGGGAAGAGCUGGAGGAGCUCAGCCAGGAAGGUGGCGGCAGACCAGAGGGGGUCAUUGUGGAGCCGGGGGGAGACCCUCCGCCCGCCUGGGACCGUGGCUUCCACUUCUGCCUGAGCGGCGGCUCCUACGAGGUCUUCAGCCAGCACUUUGGGCACCUCCUCCCGCAGCUGCUGCUGAACGGGACGGUCUUCGCCAGGAUGUCUCCUGCUCAGAAGGCCCACCUGGUGCAACAGUUCCAGCAGCUUGACUAUUAUGUGGGCAUGUGCGGAGACGGGGCCAAUGACUGUGGGGCCCUGAAGGAAGCCCACGCGGGGAUCUCCCUCUCCGAGCAGGAUGCCUCGGUGGCUUCCCCCUUCACCUCCAAGGUGCCCACCAUAGAGUGUGUGCCGGAGCUGAUCAGGCACGGCCGGGCCGCCCUGGUCACCUCCUUCUGCAUGUUCAAGUACAUGGCCGUCUUCAGCCUGGCCAGCUACAUUGGCGUCCUCCUGCUCUACUGGCAACUCAACUCCUUUGGGAAUUACCAGUUCCUCUUCCAAGAUCUGGCCAUCACCACCGUCAUUGGGAUGACAAUGAGCCUGAAUGGGCCCCACCCCGGCCUGGCGCCCUAUCGGCCCCCCACGCAGCUGCUCGCCCCCCCGCUGCUGCUCUCCGUGGUGCUGAACCUGCUCUUCAGCCUGGCGGUGCAGCUGUGCGGCUUCCUUCUGGUGCAGCAGCAGCUCUGGUACUCCCCCAGUGACAUCCACAGGGCCUGCUCCCCUGAGAACGCCACUCCCGGCCACGGCCACAGCCACGGCCACAGCCACGGCCACGGCCCCCGAGCUCCCCUGUCCAGGGACGGCUUCCAGAGCUACGAGAACACCAGCGUGUGGCUCCUCUGCACCCUCUACUGCCUGACGGUGGCCCUGGUCUUCUCCAAGGGGAGGCCCUUCCGGGAGCCCCUCUACAAAAACUACAUCUUCGUUGCUGUCCUGAUGGUGCAGCUGGCCACCUGCCUCUUCUUCCUCUUUGCCAACAUAGACGGACUCUACGCCCAGAUGGAUCUGGUGUGCACCCCCACCCUCUGGAGGGUCUGGCUCCUUGGGCUGCUGCUGGUCGCCUUCAUCGCCUCCCUUGCUGUGGAGGAAUGGCUGAUAGAGAACAGGGCGCUCUGGCAGUGGCUGAAGAGGGCCGUGGGGUACCAGUCCAGCAGCCGCUACAAGCAGCUCCAGCGCGCCCUCCAGCGGGACCCGGCGUGGCCCCCCAGCAACAGGACCGACUUCUCAGGAUCCACGGCCGUCCCACUCGAAGGGCCGGGCCCCGCCUACACCAACCCGGCCUUCGUCAGCCACGAGCAGUCCUUCCAACAUUGCUGAGGCCGGGUCUCUGCUGGCGGCACGGAGGGGCCGGCCUCAGGGCCCAACCUUAAGCGGCCCUUUCGCACCUGCCCUGUGGGUCUUGGAGGGCAGCUGGGAGAUGCCUACUAUGAGGGUCAGCAGUGGGGAGGCAGGAGGGUGGAAGGAAGCCCCAGUGGGAGAGCUUGGGGGGCAGUGAGUCCACCUGCCCUGUCGGAGGGAUGGUGCCAAAGGACAGGAGAUGAGAUGUAGGGAGGGUCCCCUAGGGGCCUUCCCUGUUAAGGCACAAGGAUGCCCCACCUCCUGAACGGGGGUGGGCUUGCUCCAGGAGCUUCCGCUGGGCAGCCCUGGGCCAAAGGAGCUCGGUUUCUCCACGGUGCUAGAAGGGGUCACAGAUGCUCCAGGUCCCACCCAGGCCCUGCUGCCCUCCGGGUGCCUGAGGCUGCCAAAGGGUCAGGUGUGAACGCAGCUCCUCCAUCAGCCCCUCCCUCCUUGGAUCUACUCCCACCUUCCUACUUCCUCCCCCAUCCAGGAUCCUAAGCCUUUGCCUCCUUCUCAUCGUUCACCAGCAAGGGUCUCUCCUGCCAGGAAGGGCCCCCUUCCCCCUGUUGGGGUGUCUCAGGAACCUCCAGCGGUCUCUCUGGGACCCCCAGUUCUCAGGCUGCAGUUAGGGAUGGCCGCUUCUGUGCCCAGCAGGGGUCAGUCUUUACCUGUGCCCUGGGGACCUCUGGUGGUUCCCUUGGGCAUUGCAGGGGCAGGGGCUGAAAUCUGGAGAUUGCUGCUACUAUUUUAUUGAAACUGAUUUUUGUUAAACAUUGGGGUCCAGUGGGGGCCUGCAUUGAUGAUGAUGAUGAUGAUUAUGACGACGACAUAGUGUUCUGCUUAAAGGAGCAGCUCAGGGGCUGCCAUCCUGGCCUUUUGGCAGAAAUUCAUCUUCCGUUAACAUUUUCUGUUCCGAGAACAUCAGAGGAAAAGGCCCGGCUUUAAUUAAAUGCAGCUGACACCCUU